GAGGACAGCACCGGUGAGAGGCGGUGCUCUGGUCGGCCGCGGCUCUAUUUAGGGCCUAACAUGUAGGGAGUGGCGGCGCUCGAGACGGCCGGGACUGAUCUGUGGAGCAGCGAAGGGCCCACCUUGACCGAGAGACGUAACAGACACUGCGGGCAGUGUUUGAAGAUGGCGCUGAACAACGUGUCCCUGUCCGCCGGCGAUCAAAGGACCCGGCGGGCCUACCGCGCGUCCCUCGGCGCCCUCAGCUCGUCGGCCUUAGAGCGGGCGAUGGUCUCCGGAGACAGCUUCCUCGUCGCCAUGCCCGAGGCUGUUCUUCCAGGACCCGCUCCUCGGCAGGCCGUGCGGCCGAGCGUUCGCACCGAGAGCCGUCGGGCGAGUGGAGGCGGCCGGAGCCCGACCCGCUUUAUAAGGGACCCCGAUGGGCGGAACCGGAGCCGCCAGGCCAGAUUCUCUCCGUACCCGGCCCCCGGGGUAAAACUGGAUCUCCUGAGGAGCUUGCUGCAGCAGCGGCUGGUUGCCAUUGGAAGUGUGAUCGCAGCCCGCCUCUCGGCUUAACACCUCCCCGGCCCCUCGGUUCGCUCUUAAACAAGGCCUCUCUAACAUC
This is a messenger RNA of Lutra lutra (Eurasian river otter), 604 nucleotides long. RefSeq names its product chromosome 10 C11orf71 homolog (gene C10H11orf71). The coding region runs from base 166 to 555 and encodes 129 amino acids. The record is from RefSeq and is a predicted model, not a curated record. Gene Ontology annotation, cellular component: nucleus. The transcript has a single exon. NCBI's taxonomy places the organism in Eukaryota, Metazoa, Chordata, Mammalia, Carnivora, Mustelidae.